This is a messenger RNA of Laccaria bicolor S238N-H82, 1956 nucleotides long. RefSeq lists its product as uncharacterized. Bases 1 to 1956 code for a protein of 651 amino acids. Gene Ontology annotation, biological process: amino acid catabolic process. The record is from RefSeq and is a predicted model, not a curated record. NCBI's taxonomy places the organism in Eukaryota, Fungi, Basidiomycota, Agaricomycetes, Agaricales, Hydnangiaceae. Gene Ontology annotation, molecular function: L-amino-acid oxidase activity; polyamine oxidase activity. The transcript has 5 exons.
AUGAUUCUCAACGUUCUCCUGCCGAUUCUUGCUACCUCCCAAGCUGCUCUCGCUGCUACCAACGUCCCAUACGACGUCUUUUCCCAUUACGGUCGCAGUCUCAUCGAAAAUGCGCACACAUCGCAGAAGUCCAAUUUGCCAGCGAAACACGUCGCUUUAAGCCAAGCUUUACAAGGGAGGCUCCCCAACACGACCUGUAACUCCUCCACGGACUACCCCAUCGGCAUUUUGGGUGCCGGGAUGGCCGGUCUCUACACUGCCUUGAUUCUCGACGACCUUGGCAUUCCGUACGAGAUAUUGGAGGCUGAUAGUACGCGAAUUGGAGGAAGGAUCUACACGCACCAAUUUGACCCUAGCAAGGAGUUUGAAUAUUAUGAUGUCGGGGCCAUGCGCUUCCCCCUCCCCCAACCUGGGACGCACGGCGUGAUGUCGCGUCUGGAACAUCUCUUCCAUUACCCUCCACUCAACACCGGAGGUGAUCUGGCCCUGGCAAGCAAGCUCAUUCCAUAUUACUACCGCGCGGUCAACGGAACUGGACGCAUGUAUUUCAACGAAGUUCAUUCCACUGUCAACGCCAACCCGCCCAGCCAGUUCGACGCCCAAGCCAUGGAUGUCCCACAACCUUAUAUCAAUGCCGGUGUCAGUAACAUUCUCAACGACGCUAUCGGCCCGCUCGCAGAGGCACUCUUCAACGAUAUUAACACUGGUACGACUGCUGGCUGGCAGAGGAUGCAAGAACUCGAUCCUCAUAGCACUCGAUCUUACCUUGCGUUCAAUUAUACGCCGAGCGCCAAGUUCGCUCAGCAAUAUCAGCUACCAGAAACGCCUUUGGAUGUGGAUACUAUCAACUGGGCUGAAACAUUCGACAAGAGUACCCAGUGGUAUGACAGAGCCUUAACGGAGACCGUAUUGGAAGCCGUAGCUUUCGGCGACGUUCCCGGCGUCACCGUUGACUGGAAGUGUUUGAGAGGUGGUUCGCGCCAGCUCCCAUAUACCAUCAAAGCCUACCUCGACUCCAGAUCUCCCGGCUCCAUAAAACAAGGUGUUCAAGUUGCCAAAAUCGCAUCCACUGAUCCCGGAAGCACCAGCUCACCCCUUAUAGUAACCAGCACAACUGGCGACGCGUACACCUACUCCCACGUCAUCUCCACCAUCCCCCUCCCUGUUAUGCGUACCCUCGACCUCACUCAAGCUGGUCUAUCCAUCAUGCAAUCCAACGCCCUCCGUCAGCUCCAGUACGGACCUUCCAUCAAGAUUGGCAUCCAAUUCACCGAGCCUUGGUGGACUACCGGUGUUGACAAGGACGGAAAACCCAUCGGCAUCGUUGGCGGACAGUCGUUCACUGAUCUACCCAUUCGGACUGUCGUAUACCCCUCGUAUGGCGUCAACACUCCCGGAUCUGCGCCCUCCAACGUGCUCAUUGCUAGUUAUUGUUGGACCAACGACGCGGAGCGCAUGGGAAAUCUCAUCAAUACUGGAGCGGACGAGUUGCUUAAGGAUCUGGUGCUCCGAAACCUCGCUACGGUGCAUAACGUCGACUACAAGUACCUGAAGGACCGCUUGGUUGCCGUCUACCCCUGGGAUUGGAACCACAACUCACUGACGAUGGGUGCUUUCGCGUUCUUCGGGCCUGGCAAUUAUUUGAAGUUGUACGAGAGCUUGAGCGUUCCCGCCUCAAACGGAAGGCUCCAUUUCGCUGGCGAAGCGAUCAGCGUCCGCCACGCCUGGGUCGUCGGUGCUUUAGACAGCGCUUGGGUCGCCGUGCACAAUUAUCUCAUCAUGACUCACGCGUCCCAGGAUACAUUGAACAAGUUCUACAACAAUUGGGGAAUCAACUGGGAGUGGACCAAGUCGGGUGCUGAGAGCAAAAAUAACAAUGGGACCCUCGCGCAUGAGGACAACCUCUUGUUGGAACAUCUUAUCAUUCACAGGUCAGACCUCUUUUCCGGUGCCUAG